AUGCUGCGCGCCCGCAACGAGGCCGCCGACGACCUCCUUGUGACCCAGUGGUCCAACAUCCUCAGCUCCCACGUGCCCCACCGCGUGGAGGAGCCCCGAGAGGUCGCGAGCCUCGCGGAGAAGGGCGACCCCAAGGUUUGGGAGCGGCUCCGGGGGCAGCUGUGCCUGGGCAUGGCCCCCCCGGAGAACAUCGUGGAUCUGUGGUUGUCUCCGAUGUCGAACGACAAAGGGGCGACCCUAGUCAAGAGCGUGUGCUUUGCGCCGCACCCUUUCGAACUCAUCCUCCUUGGUCGCCACUGCCCGCGGCAUCUUCGCGUUGGACUGGCCGUUUUCAAGCUGCCCUUCAUCGGCUCCUGGUCGACUCCGAAGAUUUUGGAGCGCAGUCCGUCGUUGGUGCAGAUAGCGGCGGUCACGGUCACGACGGUCGACGUGCUCGCCAAGGAUUUGCCCACGGUCUACGCCAUUAUCCAGACCCGCCUCCCACGCAUCACCUUCGACCUCAUCUUUCCCACUCCGCCUCCAGUUGCUCAUUUUCUCCCAUUGCUCCACUUACGCCGCGCCAUCCUCCCCGAGACGACGUUCUUCGGCUCCUCGCUCAUGUGCGGGGGCCCCGACGCGAUGCUCUUGGAGAUCAACGACCCUACAGUCCUGCACCAUUCCUGGCCGCUCUGCUCACAGAUGGUGGUGCUGUCGGACACCCGCGCGCUGGUCUACUCUAAGGCCUCGUCGGAGGUCUGGGUUGAGGCCCUGGACAGGUGGAUGCUGCUCGACCCAGGAACGGCUGCCACCGAGUUGAAGUGGAAGCCUUCGCGGUAUGGAGGCCGCGCGGUGGCUGCGCCGUCGAUGAUCCCGAGUGCGCUGGCGGCCGCCAAGACGAAGACCAGCCCGCGCCGCGGCGCCCAAGACUACGUCGCGGACAUCAUGCUGCAAGGCGAG
Prorocentrum cordatum is the source of this 936-nucleotide messenger RNA. NCBI's taxonomy places the organism in Eukaryota, Dinophyceae, Prorocentrales, Prorocentraceae. The record is from the annotation of a GenBank genome assembly.